Molecule: messenger RNA, 1191 nt
Organism: Xyrauchen texanus (razorback sucker)
Lineage: Eukaryota; Metazoa; Chordata; Actinopteri; Cypriniformes; Catostomidae
Product: snRNA-activating protein complex subunit 5-like
Exons: 4
Coding region: 150-488 (112 amino acids)
Biological process (GO): transcription initiation at RNA polymerase III promoter; transcription by RNA polymerase II
Cellular component (GO): nucleus
Source: RefSeq, a predicted model, not a curated record
GCGCUUUAUGAUGCGCUUGACAUUUUCUGCAAAAUGCUACGUCUGUGGAGUUGAAGAUAAAACAAAUACAAACUUUCAUCGAAAUGAUGCACGUUCCACAGAACGUGUAGAAUCGCUAAAUAAUGCUGUAGAAACUGUCAUCCACUAUCAUGCUGAGUCGCCUUCAGGAGCUCAAGAAGGAAGAGGAAACUCUUUUGAAAAUAAAAGUCAUGCUGCAAGAUCAGCUGAAUAGGCUUAAGUUUGAAGAGGGGACCCUGAAGUCAAUGAUCAAUGCUCAGUCUGAAGAGAACCCAAAUGAAGCCCCUGUCCCUGAGGUGGAAAUCAACCUUGAUGACGAGAGUGAGAUCAACCAGACCAAACUAGUAUUGGGUGCUCCAAAAGACUACGACAUGGAAGAGGAAGAGGAUGAUGAAGAAGAAGAUGAUGAUGAUGCAGACAAUGACCUCGAAAUGGUGCCAGAUGAUGAAGAGGAAGACGAGGACUGCUGACUGUUCCUUGAAAAAGAGAAUGUUGCAAUGUGCACAUAUGGCAUGCUGAAAGAUAACUUUCACUCUCUAUGUCUUAGAUUGGGGUUGCUUUAGAUAAACUGUUGGUUCACCCAUCUAUAGAAUCAUCCCAAAAAAAUAAAAACUACACUGUUAUUGUAUUUUCUUAAUACAUGUAAAUGGUAAAUUAAAGAUUGCACCAAUCAUAGUUCAUGGUGUUGUUCAUUCAUAUUAUAUUAUAUUGAGAUUGAAUUCAGUAUGAUUAUGAAGCUGAUGGUAAAUAUUGUGUAUGUAAACCAUGUGUUCAUGUUGUGGACUUGCAGACGUAUUUUUCUAUUUAGAAGAGCGAUUGUGUGGAAUAAGUUGUAUGUAUUCGUGGGCAUGAAAAUUGUUCUUGCUGAGCCAGUAUUAUAACUUUUUGUACUUCAUGUGAAGCAUUGUUAAUGUACAAGAGUACAUUUUUAGAGAUUUUAAAAACAGUUGUUCUACAGAUUUUCAAGGUGCUCAUUUUAAAUAAAGUGGAAUUGCAUUUAAAAAUGUUUCAACAUAGUUGAAACAUAGUUUCUUUAACAGAUUGGUGCAUAUUGAUUCUCUUUUUCUGAUUAGGAUGCACAUUCAAUGUCAAUUGCCUCGAUGUUUAUGUAUGAUGCGUGAAUGACAUUUUUAUGUCACCUCCUAGGUACAAGGUAAUAAAGACGAAUGUGAU